Adineta steineri is the source of this 1257-nucleotide messenger RNA. The record is from the annotation of a GenBank genome assembly. Lineage: Eukaryota; Metazoa; Rotifera; Eurotatoria; Adinetida; Adinetidae.
AUGAUCAUACAUUUGAAUCGUUCUCGCUCAAAGCGUAGUUUUAUUUGCCUCAUUCUUUUUAUCAUCAUUCUACUUAUAUUAAAUGGUCGACCAAAGUUUAUUUUUCAAUCACAUUUCCAUAUUCCAUGGUUAACUGAUGUUCAACUUGUACAAUCAUUAAAAUGUACUUCACACGAUUGGCCAGAUGUUUUACAAUCGAACAAUGAUGAUUAUGCUAAACAAGAUAGUCGUUUAACUAUUGUAAUUGUUACAGCACAACCGGAAUUUAAACGUUUACCAUUAACAUUAGCUGCACUAGCAUGUCAUCUUGAUUCUCAUCGUAUUUUUGAAGUUAUAUUUCUUACUCCACUAAAAGAUGUUCAUAUAUUAGAACCGUUUCUUUCUGAUCGACAAACUAAUCAUUGGCCAUGGCCAUUAUCAAUAAUACCUGAUGAUCAUCUAUUAAAACAUAUUAAUACAGAUUCAUAUCGUUUACAAAUGAUAUUUAAAUUAGUUGUUUCACAAAUAAUUAAAACUGAAUACUAUAUGUUACUUGAUUCAGAUUGUGUUGCUAUAUGGCCAAUACAUGUCGAACAAUUAUUAUGGCAAUCGAACGUCAAUAAAAGUUUACCAUUAUAUAAAGCUUUAUAUCAAAUUGAAGAUCGAUCUGAUAGAAUAAAAUGGUGGUUAGAAAGUGAACAAUUACUUAAAAUAAAACCAAAUACAUGCGUUUCAAAUGAUCCAUUAUCACCAACUAUUGGUGUCACACCAAUUAUUUUAUCAAGAACAAUUGCAUUAAGAACUUUAUGUCGAUUACAAAUACUUUAUGGUCAUAGGAGAUUUUUAAAUAAAUUAGCUAAUUGGGCUUUAUGGCGAGUUAUUUUCGAUCGUAUGUGGACUGAAUAUACACUUUAUUAUUUAACUGCUCAAUGUACUAAAACGUUUGAUACAUAUCAUUUUCAUCGAUCUUCAAAUCUUAAUUUCUAUGGUCUUAGUGUAUGGUGGCGUACUGAUUGGACUUCAUUUACUCGAUAUCAACUUAUUGAUUUAAUCAAUAUAGGAUUAGAACGACGUAAAAAAGAAAUUAAUAUAACAAAUAAUUUAUUAAUGAAUACUCAUAGUUUAUUUACUGUUCUUCAAGGUCGACAAUAUAUAAAUCCAAAUUUAUACCAUCAAUUAUUUUAUCCAUUAUUCAUUAAAUAUCUACAACAACAACAUAAUACUCUAGGAUUAGUCAAGAUACUUAACAAAAUGUGUGAACAAUUAAUUACAAAAUAA